AUGCCUUCCUUGCGUGGUAUGGGCAAGACAUCAGUUGCAAAGGAGAUUGCUCGCAGAUUUGAAUCCGAUGAACGUGUGUAUGCUUCUAUACAUUACAUCGACUUCUCCCCACUCUCGUUCAAACCCUCUGUGCUCUCGUGUCACCUCUUUGUACUAGCACGAUGGCACAGCCCCUCCAUCCUCGUCUUCGAUAACCUCGAGAAAUCCGACGCACGCCCUACACCUUCCGACUUCCGUGGGAUCGUGUUCCUCGUCACAGCAGAGCCUACGCUACUGCACAUGCGGCAUGUGUUCAAGGAUGUAGCGUCUAUUCCUCUGCUGGGAAGGGAUGCUCGGAAGGAGAUUCUUUCGAAUCUUGUCUCGCGCCGCCGUUCCAUGGCUAAGAAGCCACUGCCCUUCAACAUUGAUGAAUUUGACCCACUGGAGCACACUCGACUCGCGGAGGGCUAUUCCCAUGUGGACCUGCGGGACCUUGUGACACGGACGAUACAGGUCGCUGUUGGUCGAGCGGUGUUGGAAGUGACGCUUUCGGCUAGAGAUUUUGUAGAGGCUCAUGAGGGCUUUGUGCCCCUCUCACUGAGGGAUGUGCCGUUACAAAGUCGGAUGUAG
Suillus paluster is the source of this 609-nucleotide messenger RNA. RefSeq lists its product as uncharacterized. The record is from RefSeq and is a predicted model, not a curated record. Bases 1 to 609 code for a protein of 202 amino acids. The transcript has 6 exons. Lineage: Eukaryota; Fungi; Basidiomycota; Agaricomycetes; Boletales; Suillaceae.